CCGUAUACAUACAACUGAACUAUGAGCAACCACGAUAUUGAACGCAUUAAAAAUCUGCUAGGCACACAUGUUGAUUUCCCCAAAAAGGGCAUUGUUUUUAAGGAUAUGUUUCCUGUCUUCCAGGAUCCUACUGCUGUUGAAGCCCUUAUCUCUAACAUUGUUCAUCAUAUUAACUCAACCUAUAAAGAGAAGAUUGAUGCAGUUGUUGGUCUUGAUGCUCGUGGUUUCUUAUUCGGUCCUUUAGUUGCUCUUCGUCUGGGUGCUGCUUUUAUUCCCGUGCGUAAGCAAGGUAAAUUACCCGGUGAGUGUGUGCAAGCAACCUACGUUAAAGAAUACGGAGAGGAUGUCUUUGAAUUACAAAAAAAUGCACUCAAAGAAGGUCAACGUGUUAUUGUUAUUGAUGAUUUGAUUGCUACUGGUGGUUCUGCUGCUGCAGCAGGCGAACUCGUUAAGAAAUGCAAUGCUAUUACUGUUGAAUAUGUCUUUGUCAUGGAACUCGAUUUUUUGAAGGGAUCUCAAAAUCUAGAUGCACCUGUCUAUUCUUUGAUUCAUUUGUAAUCGAAUAACUUGCUAUUCUACACUAUAUAUGUAUAUUAAGUUUGAUGCUGUAUCAUCAUUAUCACCAUAACGUUGGCGAUAGCUAUUUGUCUGUAUUGUUAUAUGAUAUCCCAGCUGUCAGAAAAACGCAAAAGUAUUUGGGAAAGUGCAUGGUGUAGACGCUUGUAGUUCACAAAUAAAAACACUACAGAACUAUUUAAUUCGGAUACGGACAAAUUGAAGAUCAAUAGAGGGCAAUUUCGAAAAGAAACAAAUACAUAGUAGCUUUAAACUAAAAGUUAUGAUUUUUUGAAUUACAAAUUACUUUAUCAUAAAGAAGAUGACUGCAAUCACGUGUAGAGUACAUUGAGCAAACACCUUUAUAAUAUAUCAAUUGACAAAUAACGAAUGUUUAUCAGUAAACAAGCGUUCAUGUGCAUAGAUAAGGCUUAUCCGGGCAUUUAUGGAUGUAUAUUUGACAUUUAUGCUCGAUCAUACACUUUUCGC
Molecule: messenger RNA, 1044 nt
Organism: Mycotypha africana
Lineage: Eukaryota; Fungi; Mucoromycota; Mucoromycetes; Mucorales; Mycotyphaceae
Product: adenine phosphoribosyltransferase
Exons: 4
Coding region: 22-558 (178 amino acids)
Biological process (GO): AMP salvage; adenine salvage
Cellular component (GO): cytoplasm
Molecular function (GO): adenine binding; AMP binding; adenine phosphoribosyltransferase activity
Source: RefSeq, a predicted model, not a curated record